CUUUUUAUGACCUCCAGCAAUAGCUACAUAUCCAGCAAGUGUCCACUAUUUCCCCACGCGUCGAUAAAAUCGUUUGGAAGAUGAUGAAAGCAACCUUCAGAAACGAUCGCGCUCCAACAAUGGAUCCCCUAUGCCAACCAACAAUGGGGGGAUCAGCAAGGAGGAAAUCGAAAGGAUGGUUGCUGAGGCGCGUGCAAAGGCAGAAGCUGCUCGAGCGAAAAUUCAAGCUGCAAGAGGAGGCACUGCGACACCAAUGUUGGGGUCAAGUACCCAAGCACCAUCUUCAGCAACAACAGCUAGUCCAGCACUUUCGAGACUCGAGCAAAUUAAGGCGAGAGUGGCCGCAGCUACAGGAAAAGUAAAUACGACAACCCAGCAACGGACACCUGUCCCGCCCAUGUUUAUGCCUCCAGUUGUUGAUGAUGGUACAUCCCGAGCCAGAGGAGGAUUAGAUGUCGGCUUGCAUCCCGCUCUGUUAGGCGACUCUACUCAAGAGUCAAAGUCGUCAAAAGGCAAACAGACAAUGCAGCCUAAGUUUGCUACUACUAUGGCAAAUCAGCGAACUGAGUCACCCGUUCCUUCGUUCAAGUCUGGUAAAUCCAAAACGCAACUAGAUCUGUCCGGCCCUUCCCUCGAAGAAACGAAAAACAACCCAUAUUUCGAUCCCAACCUCGGUGCAAAAACUGCUCUAGCGAAGCCUCGUCAAUCACGUCAGCUUGUAUUUAAUCAAAAGGGGAAAUAUAUCCAGCAAGCAGCAGCACUCCGCCGACUAGCUCAGCUAGAGGCUAUGAAAAAGAAGAUCGCGGAACGUGCACGCCAAGCAGGCGUAGACGAAGAUUUAGAUGUUGAAAAAGCGUUCCUCGUUCCAACUCCUCCAGCAAUCGAAUGGUGGGAUGAGGGUUUGGUCAACGGUUCGAAUUAUUCUGCCAUUGAUGACCCUCAAAAUCUCAAGAUUGACACUCCAGAUACUGUAGUCUCUUUAUAUAUUCAGCAUCCUGUUCUCCUCAAUCCUCCGCAAGAUAAAAACAUACCAGCGCCAAAGCCAAUGUUUCUUACGCCGAAAGAGCAAGCCAAAAUCCGGCGCCAGCGGCGAAUGGCCGAUCUUAAAGAACAACAGGCAAAGAUAAGAUUAGGGCUCGAGCCUGCUCCACCACCAAAAGUCAAGAAGUCCAAUCUUAUGCGCGUUCUAGGUGAAGAAGCCGUCAAGGAUCCGACCGCUGUCGAAGCCCGUGUCAACCGGGAAAUCGCCGAACGAUUUAACAAACACGUGACAGCGAAUGAAUCCCGCAAGUUAACAAAAGAGCAACGGCUCGAGAAACUUGCCAUUCAGCAAGAACAAGACGCGCUGAAAGGCAUACACAUGUCCGUUUAUAAAAUAGACAACCUCGCAAACGGCCGUCACCGUUUUAAAAUCAGCAAAAAUGCAGAACAGCACAACCUAUCUGGCAUGUGUAUUUUGCAUCCGAAAUUCAACCUCGUGAUUGUCGAGGGUGGUCAUCAUUCCAUCUCCGCGUACAGGAAACUCAUGCUCAAUCGCAUUGACUGGACAGAGAAUACUCAUCCAAACAACGAACGCGAAGCGCUCGCAUCAUGGCUUGUCGCAGAGGAUGAGAAGACAGGAGAACUGAAGGAUUUGAGUCAAAACACAUGCACACUAGUUUGGGAGGGGGAGGAGAAAACUAGAGCGUUUAGAAAAUGGUUGGGUGCGCGUGUAUGUGAGACGGAUGCUGCAGCAAAGGAUGCAUUGUCGCGGGCUAAGCUAGAAAACUUUUGGACUUUGGCUAAAAGCAUGAAGGUUGAGAAAAUUUAAAUGCUGGGUGAAAUUUUGAUAUCUCCCUUCUCAAUUUGUAUUUCAGCGAAUUGUCGUUGAGCGGGUUUGUAUCAUUAUAUGCUCGAGAUAUAUCACAUUUUCAAAGGCCCAGAUAAACCCACUCAAGGCCUAUCCUUGAAUAACCGCAUUAUUUGAAAAAUUGUCUAA
Messenger RNA from Histoplasma capsulatum G186AR, 1978 nucleotides. Its product is annotated as U4/U6 small nuclear ribonucleoprotein Prp3. The transcript has 2 exons. Gene Ontology annotation, biological process: mRNA splicing, via spliceosome. Gene Ontology annotation, cellular component: U4/U6 x U5 tri-snRNP complex. The record is from RefSeq and is a predicted model, not a curated record. Lineage: Eukaryota; Fungi; Ascomycota; Eurotiomycetes; Onygenales; Ajellomycetaceae. Bases 131 to 1810 code for a protein of 559 amino acids.